CAGUCCACCCCCCAGUGACCCACUCUCUCUCUCUCUCGCUUCCUCCCGGACCCGGCCACCACCCCGCCGCCGCCGCCGCUGUAAACAUGCUUCAUCACUCAAAUAGUCGUCACCAAAGGAACAGAGGAUCAAGAGUGAAAACGAUACUCCAGGCUACCUUGCUUGUAGGUGUUGUUGUCUGGCUUUUAUAUCAAGUGAAGCAUUCCUAUGAUAAGAAAAAUGAGUACUUGGAAGAUGCUGAGAGCCAGCUUUCCCAUGAUGAUAGAAGCAUGUUCCAGGGGAGGAAAGAAAGGGGAGGUAGUUAUGGUGAUGGUAUUCUUGAAAAGGUUGGGGAGAACCCUGAUGCAGUAAGCAAACCAGAGGAGAACAGUGGAGAAACUGUGUUUGAGAAAGACAAUAGUGACUCUCGUGAUGAUGAUUCAAGAAACACUGACAGAUCAGAAGCCGAUGAAGGGAAUGCCAGUAGUGCAGAUGGGAAUACGGAAGCUAAUAGUAAUGGUGAAGAUGGAACAAUUCUUCACUCAGAAGGAGAGAAGAGUGAUGUUGAGUCCAAUCCAUCUGAUGAUGAGAGUAAAGGUGAAGUCCAUUCAACUGUAGAUGAUAUGCAACAAAGCAAUACUGCACAAGAAGAAAGCAGUGCAGAGACUAAUGGAAUGCCCCAGGAAGAAGCUGCACGUGGUGAUGAAUCUACUAGUGAAGAUCAGUCAAAUGCGAAAGGUAAUGGAUCUGAUGAAGAGGAAACUGAGAAAAAAGAAGCAGAAAAUUCUCAAUCUUCUUCUGAAUCCCUUUCUGAUGAUACCAAGAGUGGGACAAAUGAUGAGCAUUCCAGUGGAACUCUUCCUGAUGAAACAGGUAAUUUACCAUCAGUUCAGAAUGAGAACUCACAAACUGAUGCUAGCGCGAGCCAAAGUGAUUCUGCUUCCACCACAUCUGAUGCUUCCAGUGAGGCUGUUCAUAUUGAGUCUGGGACCGAAUCUGGUGAUGCUGGUAAGGGUUCUGCCAAUGAGGUGUCAGAUUCUGAACAAAAAUCUGAUGAAGGCAAUGCUGCAACAGAAGUUUCUAAUGACCAAGCUGCAAACACGGAGGCAGAGAACUCCCAGGAAGCAUCUGCUGCAGAAGUUAUAAAUGGUUCUUCAGAAGAGACCAAGCCUGUGGAGAACCAGAAUGAUGGGAAUACAGAGUCAUCUAACAAUGGUGAGCAGGUGAAUAUCAAGAUGGAAAGCACAUCCGCCAACGCUGAGACCCAGUGAUACAACAACCAAUUGGACAUGAAUACUGUUCAGUGUACCGAUUUAUCCCUGAAAAUUCAGACGAGUUGCUGCACAUAGAAUUUUCAGGUCGAGAUUACGAUCUUUUAGUUGAUAGCAGAGGUAUGAUUGGUGCCAAUAGCGCCGCACUAUAUGUGGUCCAUGCUCUGAAAGACCUUCUAGUACCGCAUGUUUUUUCUUCUUGAAUCAUAUGGCUUUGGCCUAGACUCAAUCUCUACAUAGUGGUCUAUUCAUGGAUUCAUCAGUAUAAUAUACGCAGAAGUUCAUGUGAAAUUCUGAAUGUCUGAGCUUGCUAAAGCCUGUAUGGCUGUAUGCUAUUGCAGUACUGAUAUCUCCAGGUAUCGUUUCUAAUGCUCUUUA
Messenger RNA from Oryza brachyantha (malo sina), 1628 nucleotides. Its product is annotated as acidic repeat-containing protein-like. Bases 87 to 1250 code for a protein of 387 amino acids. NCBI's taxonomy places the organism in Eukaryota, Viridiplantae, Streptophyta, Magnoliopsida, Poales, Poaceae. The transcript has 2 exons. The record is from RefSeq and is a predicted model, not a curated record.